GCCAGGAGAAACGGGUGUUGGCUGUAAACGCGCAAAUGGCAACGCUUGAAUUCGCCAGCUGAGAAUGACGAGUCAAUGAAUUAAGUUUCCGUAAUUUCUAGUGAAUUGUUUAUGUAAACAAAGUUAAAAUCAGUUUUCCAUUACUCUCUGUUUUGUACACUUUUUAGAGUGUCGUGAACUACUAUGGCCGAGGUGUGAUGGAAUGCCAGUUCUCAUCAUUCUGUCAAUCCAACAUGAUUCGAAAGGAUCCCAUUUUCAAAACUCUAAUGCUGUCUCGUAAAGGGACAGUUGAGAGACCAGCUGAUGUGAAUGAUCCACUUCGUUUUUCUGGUGAUGGAGUAACAUUUCGUGCCAAGCUAAUAGGUGUCUUGGAGGUGAAUGCCCCUAGAGGAGACAGACUUUGUCAAGAGGCACUUGGAGAACUGAAAAUGGCUAUUAAGGCUGCUGGGGAACAUAAGCAAAGAAUCAUUAUAUGUAUAGCCUUAGAUGGGCUCAGGUUGAGGGACGAGCGCACUGGGGACUGCCUCUACCAUCAUGCUGUCCACAAGAUAUCAUUCAUCGCCCAAGACAUGGCAGAUCCUCGGGCGUUCGGUUACAUUUUCGGAUCUCCCGAUCAGGGUCAUCGCUUCUUUGGAAUCAAAACUGAUAAACAUGCAAAUUUGGUCGUGGUGGCGAUGCGAGACCUAUUUCAAGUUGUUUACGACUUAAAGAAAAAGGACGUAGAAAAGAACAAGCAAUAUUCGUUUGAUGGCAGCGGGAAUAAAACGAAUGGUGUGCAGCAUUUAUCUGAUUCCAUGGAUAGCUUAGAUCAGAUGUUGGCAUUGGGUAGCCAUUUGAAUGGCGGUCGAUCUGAAAUGUCGGCUAUUCAGACAGCCGAUUUGUUGAAUCUUCACGCUGAAGAAAAAUCAAGUGGCUCUUUCGAUCCUUUUGUUACAUCAUUCACGCCAACAACAGUGUCAAAUUCAGCCACUAAAUCAACCACAGUGGCCCCAUUGUUGUCAGUGCCCCCAGCUCUCCCUCCCCCACCAUCAGCAAUAGGGAAUCUUUCUUGUGGCAUGGCGAACGUCUCUCAACCAGAGCUAAAGGCAAACGUUUCUGAAAACUUUAGUGACUCGUUCGUCUCUCUUGUACCACCACUUCAACUCACGCCAUUAGUUCCUCCACCAACCAAGUCACCGAAAGUCAAAGCUAGUAGCUCCACUGUGUCACACUAUUCUACUAUUCGGCCUAGGAAGAAGUCUGGCAACGACAAAGACCCAAUGCCGGCGCCAAUCAAUCAUCCACAGCAGAAAUGUCUAUCUUCGGAAAUGCCCACCAUCGUUAACGCCUUACCUCCACCGUCAUCCGCCAAGCUUUCAACUCUGCAUGUACGCAAGAUAACGGGCGAAAAGACCACCAGCUUAAAUUUGGCUGCCACUUUACCACGACCAACCAGCGCUAAUUCAAGUACCAACUCGUCACCUAGGAUCGUUGAUUGUUUUGAUAGCCAGCCUUUUGCAGCAAGUUUUUCCGUAGAACCGGCACCAACUGCACCGACAGAUCAUGUGGAUGUUUUUACUGAGUUGGAUCCACUAGGAACGGGACGCAGUAGACCCUAUGUCGACAAGAAAGACUUUUUUCAAGAUCUAAAAAAGACGUCAUUAGGAUCCAAAAGAUUGCUCAAACAAUUGAGCACGUCGCAAGUUGAGACUAUCGACCAACAACAUGCUAAAGAUUGGCAUGCACAGUUGUCAGAAGAUCCAUUUGGAAGCUUACACUUUGCCCCCAUGCCCGAGGCCGACCCUUUUGAUACUCAGUUUGCCUCCAUGGCUCCACCGCUUUUUUCUGCUCCGUUUCAUUCAUCGUUAUUAGUUGAGUCUUCGUCUCCACCCAUCCCCACUUCCUCCAGUAGCUAUUCGAAGGUCUCUAAAGCAAUAAAUCCCAUAUCCCCUCGUCCAAGGAACAGUGCAUCCUCUAUCACGAAUACGCCCUUGCGAGUUUCAACGGCAAAGUCCAGUCCUUCCCGUUAUCCUCGAGGAACACUUCGGGUGACUCUGCCUAUCAGGCAAAGUCAGUCGGAUAGUGACAAUGAGAUGAAUAACGUGACCCCUCAAAUACCAUCCUCGCCGAAUCAAGCUCGGCGUAAUCAACACACCACCAACCCACACGCCAUCAAUGACGCCACUUCACUCAGCAGUUUAAGUUGGUCACCACGAGGUCCGAACACACAGCGACCAAGUCAACUUGGGUCUGUUCAUCAUAUGGGUACUGAAGUUACAACCGUAAGUGGAGCGGAAGACUCGCCUCUUCCACCUUUAGAUUUGUCGUCAAGUGAAGAUGAUUCAUCGUCCAGUUCUGUUGAAGAUGAACAGUUACAAAGAGAACAUUUGCAACUGCAACAUUCGCCGAAACAACAUUUGCAGUCAUUGCAGCAAGAAUCUGUUUCGGGCUUGGCAAUAUUACCAAUGCCUCCACAGCCACCUCCUCGUCCGCCUGUUCUCCGGCCGCCACCAUUGCCUCCCAAAGGACAACCGCCACUUAUACCACAGCGACCAGUUGUAACCCCUACUGAUGAACUCAUUUAUAGUGGGCAACAAACGCCACCGCUUCCGAUUCCCGUUCGGAAACCAAAACAACCGUUGUCAGUAUCUAGUUCCCUCUCUAGAGGACAGAAUGUCACUCGUCACCUUUCUCGAGAAGAUGGAGAGGAAUCGCAUCGUCCAGUCAAACCGAUUCAGUCGAAACUAAAUCAAAUAUCCCUAUUGCAACUGUCUAACAUGUCCUUGGCUGAGUUAGCGGAUACCCUUCAGCUGCCACCUGCGCGACUAACCAGCAUGACUUUGACAGAAUUAGCCCUGCGACUGGCAGAGUUAAAUAAGAUGACAAAAGAAGAAGUCAAAGUUGAAAAUAAGAAAACACGCCAUUCCGAAAAGAAAUUCCCGCCAUCGCAUCCUUACUUCCCGACAACUGGAGGAGAAGAGGAGGAGGAAGAAGAAGAAGACAAUGAAGAAGAGGAAGACGAAGAGGAGGAAGAAGAGGAAGAAGAAGAAGAGGAGGAGGAGGAAGAAGAAGAAGAACCAGAGCCCGUUGAAGUAAAAGUAGAUGAAACGGAAAUCUGUUAUAAAGGUGGUAAAAAGUACGAAAUACUCAGCGAUGCUCCCGAACCAGAGGAUGAUUCUGCUACUCGACACGCUAAAGCGCCUCAACCGACGAAUACUCAAACAGAAGCUCGUCCAUCUGAAAUCUCAAAGGUGUCUGAUAGCGACCGAUACGCUGCUCUUAGAGAGAUAAUGGAACAAGAUUUGGCUGUGUCAUCCACCGCUCAACAGGAUGAGGAAAUGGGAAAUGGUGAUUCCGAAUUUGCAAAUUUUGAUGAAGUCACACAAGUGCUUGCAUACUCAGCAACACAAGAAGCCGGAUUUCUGUAUGGCAACCCCCCAGUCGCGUCCGUCGGUAAAACAGUUUCCCCUAUUUUCGGAUUUGAAGAUGAUUUUAGCCACAUCCAGUUGAAUCGAUUGACUGAAUCGCCAUAUGAUAAGACUGGUGCCCGACCCAAGACUGCGGUGCAAUGUCAUCCUAGCGGAAAUUCUGUAUCUUCCGGAAGUGCCGAAUUUGAUCACUUUGCCGAGGAGGACUCGGCAGUAAAAUCAGCAGCAACUCACACCGUUUGGAAUGGUUCGACACAGAAAGAUUACAAUUUUUCUGAAACGCCUGCAGAUGAAGAGGAGGAGGAAGAUGAAUCAGAAAGAAUAGAAGUCAUCGAGAAAGAAGAUAACGAAGCCAUUGAUGAUUUGGCUGACAAGUUUGCUGCUUUUGAAGCACGCUUCCCUGCCAACCCAGUUGAAGGAUUUGGUGAUUCGUUUGCAGAUUUUGACCUUUCCUCAGAUAAAAUGGUUACCGAACCAAAUAUUCCACCCGUUUCAGAUUCGUUUGCUGUCGAUUUUAGUUCAGCUUUUAGUGAGGCUAAGGAUCCGGAUCAUCAGCUAAAGACCAAAGGAGAUCAGUUGGUCAAGAAAUCGACAUCAGUAAACAUCUUUUCACGAGUAGACGAUCCCUUUGAUGACGACUUCUUCCAACCGGAUCUGCCUCCAGCUAAAGCUUCUUCCCCUGCACCUUCUAAUUCUCAAAUGGUUAAACAACCAUCUGUUCAUGUUUUUAAUACGAUCGUCGAAGACCCUUUUGCGUGGGUUCAACCCUUCGACGAUAACAUUCAAUUUGAUGACGUUGACGAUGAAUUUACUCUUUAAAACUAUCAUUUAAAAAGUCGGAACCUUGUCUAUUGCGGAUUGACGUACUAUCUUUUCUCUUGCGCUAAAAAUUUCUUUGUCGUUUCUGCCAUCCCCUGUCCCCAACAAUAACAAAAAAGAAAGCAUCCAAGUAACAUUUUCUGUCAUAUCUGUAUUUAUGACCAGUCAUGGAAAGUGGACCUGAAAGUGUGGCAGAAUAAUAGUUCACCAAAUCUCUUGGUGCAUCUUUGUUGAUGCCAAAUGAUGUCAAUUGGCAUAGAAAAUGUGACGGGCUAGUCAUCUUAUUUUUUAUUUGUGAUUGUAUUUUCGUUUCGUAGCCACUUACCAUUUUACCCUUCUUUUAAUUUUUUUAAUUUUUUUUGCUGAACAUGAAUCAAGGACUCAAUAUUGUUUCUUUUUCUCGCUUUUUUUUGCUCUACCCAAGUACCCAUACACAGCCUCCACUUGUUUUCGCUAUUUGGCAGUUACUCCCUUCGUCAAACAUGAUCAUAGUUUACAGCAAUUUUCCUUUGAUUCCUGGAAUCAAAACACGAUCCAUCGUGUAUCUUUUAUUCUAUGUACCUUUUUCAUUUCCAGCGGUAAUGCAUUAUUAAACGUUUUAGUAUGAAAA
This is a messenger RNA of Daphnia pulex (common water flea), 4836 nucleotides long. RefSeq names its product protein disabled-like (gene Dab). The record is from RefSeq and is a predicted model, not a curated record. The transcript is spliced from 6 exons. NCBI's taxonomy places the organism in Eukaryota, Metazoa, Arthropoda, Branchiopoda, Diplostraca, Daphniidae. Bases 198 to 4226 code for a protein of 1342 amino acids.